This is a messenger RNA of Salvia miltiorrhiza (redroot sage), 486 nucleotides long. RefSeq lists its product as uncharacterized. The record is from RefSeq and is a predicted model, not a curated record. Bases 1 to 486 code for a protein of 161 amino acids. NCBI's taxonomy places the organism in Eukaryota, Viridiplantae, Streptophyta, Magnoliopsida, Lamiales, Lamiaceae. The transcript is spliced from 2 exons.
AUGGAAGACUCUCAACCACAAGAUUCCAAAAAAAGGGCAGUGUAUGAAGCAUGGACAAAGGAACAAAGUGAUGCAUUGUUAGAUAUUCUGGUUGAGUCUGCACAUAGGGGAUGGCGCGAUAAUAGUGGUUUAUUUAGCAAAGCCACAGUAGAGGAAAUGAUAUUGCCUGUUCUGAAUGAAAGACUUAGGUGCAAUAAAAAUUAUAAUCACUUCCAAAGUAGUAUCAAAUGGUUUAAGAGCCGUUGGAAUGCUUAUUCAACACUCUUGAAGUUUAACUCUGGUUUUGGCUAUGACAACAACACCAAAAAAUUCACGGCCCCAGAUGAAGCAUGGGAUGCGUAUAUAGAGGCUCACCCAAAAGAUGCAUACUUACGCGCUGUGAGUUUUUCGAAUUUUGAAGACUUGGGGCUUGCUGUUGGAAACGGUGUGGCUGUAGGAAGAAGCGCGAUUGGAGUGGGCAGUGCUACUGAUGCUAGGACAAUAUGA